This is a messenger RNA of Bipolaris zeicola 26-R-13, 273 nucleotides long. RefSeq lists its product as uncharacterized. Gene Ontology annotation, molecular function: proton transmembrane transporter activity. The transcript has 3 exons. The record is from RefSeq and is a predicted model, not a curated record. Bases 1 to 273 code for a protein of 90 amino acids. Lineage: Eukaryota; Fungi; Ascomycota; Dothideomycetes; Pleosporales; Pleosporaceae. Gene Ontology annotation, biological process: proton motive force-driven ATP synthesis.
AUGUCCACAUCCGUCGGUGUCAACGUCCUCCGGUGGUCCGCACUCGGCCUGGGCGUCUUUUACGGUGCCUACCACCAGCUCUCGCUCUCUGCCGCCGACCGGGCAAAGGCCGCACAAAAGGAGUGGGACCACAAACAGGCGUUGAUCAGACAAGCAAAGGAGCAAUGGGCACGAGACCACCCUUCAGAACAGCCAAAAUCAUCGGGAGCCAAGGCCGACCCAAAAGACCCCAAUGCCGAUCUACACGCCCUCCUCGGCAUAACCGACAAAUAA